CCGUCUGAGCUCCAGAUGUCCCCUCACUCCACGUUGUGUUGUGUCUUUCUCUCAGCUCCGGUCUCUCUGACUCUGGAUCCCGACACAGCGAACCCGUACCUCAUCCUAUCUGAGGACCUGACCAGUGUGAGGACCGGAGACACACGGCAGCGGCUCCCGGACGGUCCCAAGAGGUUUAGUGAAUAUCUCAUAGUCCUGGGGUCUGAGGGAUUCACAUCGGGGAGACAUUACUGGGAGGUGCAGUUGGGCAACAAGACAGAGUGGGAUGUGGGAUUGGCCCGAGAGUCCGUAAACAGGAAAGGAGGGACCACACCGUCACCAGUGGAUGGAUUCUGGGUUUUGUGGCUGAGAAACGGGGAUGAAUAUGAAGCUCUGACCUCUCCCUCCACUCUCCUGUCCCUGAGGGACAGACCCGGGAAGGUGGGAGUGUUCCUGGACUAUGAGGGGGGAGAGGUGACCUUUUACAACGCCGACAACAUGUCCCAUCUCCACACUUUCACCCACACUUUCACUGAGAAGCUUUAUCCUUACUUCUGUCCCUGUGAUAACGACGGCGGCAAAAACGGUGACCCUCUGAGGAUCUGUCGGGUGACGGAUUGAUGAGGAGGGAACCCUCAGCCGUGACCUGUGUUUGGCGGUGAUGGCCACGAGGCUGAACCUUCAUAGUCUGUGUCGCUGUACAAUAAAGAUUGUGGUUUAUGUCACACA
Messenger RNA from Callorhinchus milii (elephant shark), 708 nucleotides. RefSeq names its product zinc-binding protein A33-like. The record is from RefSeq and is a predicted model, not a curated record. NCBI's taxonomy places the organism in Eukaryota, Metazoa, Chordata, Chondrichthyes, Chimaeriformes, Callorhinchidae. Gene Ontology annotation, molecular function: protein binding. The transcript has a single exon. The coding region runs from base 16 to 600 and encodes 194 amino acids.